AUGUUUAGAAAAACACGAUAAAUAGAAACUCAUUCACUUCACUAUUCCAUUAGUUAAAGUGAAAUUAAAAGAUCUUCCUACUUUACAAAUCUAUCCCAUAGAUAUAGAUCUUAGUCAAUUGAUCUAAGCAAUUAAAAAAUAAAAUAACCUAUUUAGCAGACAAAAUCAAAAUCUAAACCUAAAAUGCAAAUCAAUCCUGUUAAAUUUUAGAUCUUUAAGUCAAAUAAACCACUAACAGAAUUCAAAGAAUUUAAAUUACGAACAGCAGAUAGAUGUAAAAGUAGAGAAAAAGUUAGAAUAAGAGAACAAAAUAAAGAGAAUAAAGAAAAUAUAUUUAUUUAAUAUAAUAAAAAACUAUGA
Messenger RNA from Paramecium sonneborni, 360 nucleotides. The record is from the annotation of a GenBank genome assembly. NCBI's taxonomy places the organism in Eukaryota, Ciliophora, Oligohymenophorea, Peniculida, Parameciidae.